Messenger RNA from Ceratitis capitata (Mediterranean fruit fly), 1669 nucleotides. It is a transcript of the gene Sox21a, whose product is annotated as SOX domain-containing protein dichaete. Bases 160 to 1434 code for a protein of 424 amino acids. The record is from RefSeq and is a predicted model, not a curated record. Gene Ontology annotation, molecular function: RNA polymerase II cis-regulatory region sequence-specific DNA binding; DNA-binding transcription factor activity, RNA polymerase II-specific. Gene Ontology annotation, biological process: regulation of DNA-templated transcription; cell differentiation; anatomical structure morphogenesis. NCBI's taxonomy places the organism in Eukaryota, Metazoa, Arthropoda, Insecta, Diptera, Tephritidae. The transcript is spliced from 3 exons.
ACAUACAAAAAAAAAAAUUUAAACGGCGUACGGAAAACAGUUAAGAAAUUUGUUUCAAUUCGCUUGAAAUACGGUUAACUAAAAUUUUGGUAACUGUGACACACACCAAAGAGAACAGCAAUUCCAAUAAUAAAGUGGCGUUCCGAAUAAACGUUGAAAAUGACAACCGUCUCAAACAAAAUGCAACAACAACAACAACAACAACACCAAAGGCAGACAUCACCCUAUCGGUCGCAUUUGCACAAUGGCGGCGGUGGUGGUGGUGGGGGACACAGUAGUCGCAGUAGCAGUGUGGUUAGCAGUGGUGGAGAGUCGCCACCGCAAUUAACUGGAUCGGAUGCGCUCAACAUGACGAUGGCGGCAACUAACGCGACAACGGCAUUGUCACACAAGCGUCAUCAUCAACAAAAUCACCACCAGCACCAGCACCAGCACCAGCACCAACACUCCAACCAACAGCAAAGUAUGAUAGUCAGCUCCUCAUUAGCUGUCGCCAAUAUAGCGUACAACACGCAACAGCAACAGCAGCAACAACAUACGGCAGGACAACAGCAAUCGAGCCAGCAGCAACAGCAGCAACACCAGCAACACCCACCACAUCAGACACAUCAGUCGCAUCAGUCAAACCAUCACAAUCAUCACCAACAACAACAGAACGACCAUAUUAAGCGGCCAAUGAACGCAUUCAUGGUUUGGUCACGCGGACAGCGACGCAAAAUGUCACAGGAUAAUCCAAAAAUGCACAAUUCAGAGAUAUCAAAACGUUUGGGCGCUGAGUGGAAAUUACUUACCGAGGGACAAAAGCGACCAUUCAUCGACGAGGCGAAACGUUUACGUGCGCUACACAUGAAAGAACAUCCAGACUAUAAAUACCGUCCGCGUCGUAAACCAAAAACACUCAACAAAUCCCCAGUGCCUGGCUCUGCCACAAACGGCUCAACGAAGGAGUCCCAACAUCUCGGAGCAUCGGCCGCCGCUGCCGCAGCUGCUGCUGCUGCUGUCGCCGUAGCCGUACAACAUCCACAUCAUGCCCAUCUACACCAACAGCAUUCGCCCACCAGUCAUCAUCACAUCGCCGCGGCGGCCAAGUAUGGCUUUGGUGCAACACCGCUCGAGUUGACUUUGAAUAUGCCAACCAGACAUCUGCCAGGCGCUUUUCCAACAGCGACGGCACUAACGCAUUACCCACUCGAUCCGACCAUAGCACUGGAUUUGCAGGCUCGUCUGCAAGCCAUGUAUGCCGGCACUCUCUAUCACCCGUGGCGCUAUUUUGGCUGUCCACCGCUUAUAAGUCCCGAGACACCGCCUUCGCCGCCCAGUAGCAACGGUACGGGUAGCAUUGCCUCCUCCUUUGGUUGUGGCAUAAAAUCGGCCAAAUCAUCACCCACACUGCCAAUGUCGACGAGCACACAAGCGCCGCCGAAUAUCAUUUGACCAACUCCUUUAAGAUUUGGCGGCAAUUCUGUGAGUAAUGCCACCAUUGCGGUGAUGGCGGAACCGGCUAUGUAGGCUUCUGUAGGCGCUAAUUGUGUAAAAUGAUAGCAUAAGCAUUUCAAUUAUGUUCGGUUUGAGUAUACUGUAUUAUAUGUAUGUAUGUGGGUAUACAUUAAUUGCAAUUAUUCUAAAUAAUUUAGCUGAGAAAGUGUGGACAAUUUUAUGCACUAAGACU